Molecule: messenger RNA, 969 nt
Organism: Rosa rugosa (rugosa rose)
Lineage: Eukaryota; Viridiplantae; Streptophyta; Magnoliopsida; Rosales; Rosaceae
Exons: 1
Coding region: 1-969 (322 amino acids)
Molecular function (GO): nucleic acid binding; RNA-DNA hybrid ribonuclease activity
Source: RefSeq, a predicted model, not a curated record
AUGGAUGUGUUGAAGAAUGUGCUUGUGUCAACUUCAAAUGGGGAUCCUUAUAAGGAUCUAUGGCGGUGUAUUUGGAGAGCGAAGAUCCCUGGCAAGGUUAGCAUUUGUGCAUGGCGUGCAUGCAAUAACCUCCUACCUACACGGGAUCGUCUCUUCACAAAGGGAUAUGAAGGCCCUAUGCAGUGUAUUCUAUGCAACUAUCCAGUCGAAGAUGUAUCGCAUGUUUUCUGCAAAUGUGCAGUAGCUGCUAAAAUCUUGAAGGCUCCACCUUUUCAAUUACAGCAUACUAUUCUGCCAUCCCUAAACUUUAAGGAAUGGAUGCUCGAGCGUGCAACCUCUUUAAAGCCGGAACUCUUUGCCAAACUAUCGAUGAUACUGUGGCCACUAUGGAGGAACAGAAAUAACUGUCUCUGGAAUGGAUCCAAACAGACAGCACAUGACAUCUCCCUAAGCAGCUUUGCAUGGCUCGAAGACUUUCAGAAAGCCCGUCAGUCUACUACUGCGGGCAACAAUGCACAGCAGGAAAAGGUAUGGGAACCAGCUGCAUAUGGGGCCUUGAAACUUAACGUCGAUGCAGCUUUUCUCCCUCAACACACAAAAGGAGGUAUUGGAGGAGUCAUCCGUGAUGCUCAGGGCAAGUUUGUGGCUGCUUUUGCCAGUCCAGUGGCGCAUACUGCAUCGCCAAAACAGUGUGAACUGAUUGCAAUCAGAGCGGGUCUUGAUCUCCUUCACUCACUUCGAAUACAGCACGUCAUAGUGGAGAGUGACUGUAUGGAAGCUAUUGCUGAAAUUCAAUGUCGGGAUCAUACGUUUCUUGCUAAUGGAGGGCUUAUUGAUGACAUCAAACAUGCUGCUGCCCAAGUCCAUUCCAUUCAGAUACGACAUACACCACGUUCUUGUAAUCGGGUUGCGCAUAGGCUUGCAGCCAUAGGUUUUGAGGCAUCGAUCUCAUCAUGUAAUCUGGUUUGA